Fulvia fulva is the source of this 1308-nucleotide messenger RNA. RefSeq lists its product as uncharacterized. The record is from RefSeq and is a predicted model, not a curated record. The transcript has 3 exons. The coding region runs from base 1 to 1308 and encodes 435 amino acids. NCBI's taxonomy places the organism in Eukaryota, Fungi, Ascomycota, Dothideomycetes, Mycosphaerellales, Mycosphaerellaceae. Gene Ontology annotation, molecular function: chondroitin hydrolase activity. Gene Ontology annotation, biological process: polysaccharide catabolic process.
AUGGCCGAAACCGAUGAUCACAAGACUACAUUACAAAGAUGUUCCGACAUGAACGAGGACCAGACCAGGGCCAUCUCGAGCUCAUUACUUUGGGCGACCACAUUUUUGGCAUGCACAGAUGUUAGUUUCGAAGCAGCUCAGAUAUCUGAUGACUCGAUCGCGGAGAGCUCACUUAGCACUCCACUUUCGGAGUGUGAGAACGUGCAAGACAUCAGUCUGCGUCUCUCCUUGGGCUACACGCCUCCGACGGAAGCGAGCUCUCAAAGCAAAGCGACUCUCGCAGAACUCUUCGCCGAAAACGUGAUUGCCAAAGUCAUCAGAACAGCGCAAGCAGCGCUUUCCGCAGUGCCUGAAGCCUUCCCUGAGACCGUUGCGGCUGACUCUGACGGAGCAUACUCGCUGCGUGAAGCUGAGUUCUGGACCUGUGGAUUCUUCCCAGGCACGUUAUACCUAACGCUGGAACGGCUCACACGUUACCCGCAAAGCGUCACAACUGCCGAUCCAAGAGUUACUGUUCGAGCUCUGUACAACGAGCUGAAGCCGCUCUGUGAAGCUUGGAGCCAGCCACUUCAUAGCAUGGCUGAUCGUGCUGACACUCAUGACAUUGGAUUCAUUGUUAUGCCUGCCUUGCGUCUGGACUGGGAGCUCUUCGGCCAUCAAGCCAGCCUGGACUCGAUCAUCCGAGCAGCAUACAGUCUGGCCACGAGAUACGUACCCGAAUCCAGAGCCAUCAGGAGCUGGGACAUGUUGAACAGAAAGGACAUCGAGAUCUUGGACCAGAACGACAAUUUGAUCGUCAUCAUCGACAACACUCAAUUUCUCGAGGUAUCGUGCGGCUUGGCGGAAUACUUCAUAUACCGGCUUGAGACCUUGCCACCUUCGAUCGAGAGAGGGCGAAUGGUGCCUCUAUGGGACUUUGAUGCGCCGCUUCAAGACAACGAAAUCCCGCUUCGCGACUCGUCUGCCGGAAUGAUAGCCGCCAACGGCAUGCUGGUUCUCGCGCAAGCACUGGCGAGCAUCGAUCGGCCUGCUUUAUGUUCAAGAUACCAAAACGCUGCAUUCGCAAUCGUUGAAGAUGCAACUGCCUUCGCUGUUGCGCCUGAGAGAGCAUACCUGCGGCCAGGCUUGGACCAAGCCAUCGAAGCAGCAGAGUGCAGUAACGCGGCUCGCUUCGAUGCUAUACUGAAGUACGGCACAGCGAAUAACAAUGCCAAUGCGAGAAAGCGAUACGCUACUCAUGGACUUGUGUAUGGGGACUAUUAUUUCGCCGAAUUUGGCAACCGGCUGCUCCGGUCAGGACGCGUCUAA